CACCCUUGUAGCUGCAGCCAGAAACGGCGCGGACGAGCGAAGGGGUUGCAGGCGGUACGAGCGCAGACGCAAGCCGCUCAGCGAACAUAUCGAGGCUUUCAUGAGACUGACCUGGCAAUCAAUGGCAUGGCAGAACGCUUGAGAGACCGAGCUCUCUUUGGCCAGAGUCGGUAUAGUGCACGCCGAGUCCGUCGUUUCUCACCCUCCCUCGUCGGAGGGUGUUGCGACGACCUCGAGAAUCGCGCGUGUCUCAUAAUAAUAAACGGCUCAUGAGGUGCGCGGCGCAUUUCUUGGCGGCGACGAAUCGCGCCGCUUCGGGUUAAUUAAUUACGUCGCAGACAGGAUUUGUUGUUAAAUAACGUCGCUCGAAAUCGCCGAGCGAAAUCAGGGUGGGAUCUCGUUUCCGCUCGAUCGGCGCGCGAGUCCGCGAUCACGCGGCGCGAUGUCAUCGUUGUGACAUCGGCCUCGUGACAAUACAAAUACGAUACAUACUUGUCAUAUACUAUAAGCUCGAGAGAUCACCGGGUGGUAUCAUGAACCAUGGAUACGUCGCGACUCGAAAACGACGCGACUUCAGAAGAGAAACGUAAGGAAGAACGCGCUUAAGCCAUGGGUAGCGGAGGAGUUGGUGAAGUACCAACGAUAUUUCACCCCCGACGAUCGCGUGCGUCGAAUAUAACCCUCGUCGAAGAUCAGCAGACUCACGGUCCGUUCAUCACCCCCAUCCAGAUUGCGCUCCACGCUUCAGGAUGCGAGCAGCAGCAGGGUUGCAGUGUCGCCGAUGGAUGCGGCGAUUCUGCGUCGAGUUGUCGCACCCUGGAGGCCACCGGAAGUGUUGGAAGCGGCGGCGGCGGCGGCGGCGAUGGCGGGGAUGUACAAUCGACAGGUCAAACUCAAUCGAGUCAUAUGACCUCGGCUCCGACACCGGUUGUUCAGCAGCCACAGCAACCCAGUUCGAUUGCGGCCUGCCUUGCUUCCUGCUGCGCGGAAAGCGCGAAGAAGAUAUAUUUCGGGGUAUGUACGAUAUGCGUAACAGCGAGUUGGGUCGGUGCGACUCAUUGCAUUAAGUAUUUAUACUUUCAUAAGUCAAGCAAGCUCUCGGAAACGUCCGACUCGGUGAAUUCCUCUGCGAGCGGACUUCAUCAUCAACAUAUCAUCCUUCCAUACGACGCGCCCUUCUUUACGACGUGGUUCUGCACCAACUGGGAAGUUCUGUAUUUUCCGGUAUACUUUCUCUGUCGGGCUGUCAGAACCAAGUGCGCCACUCCUUCCGAGAUAGUAGUCGAGAGUCUUCGUGGUUUCCGCGACAAGGGUUUUACUGGCGGCCGCUUCUUAAUUAGAUGCAGUCUUUUCUGCGGUCUCUGGGUCAUCACAAAUUAUUUGUACAUACUUUCGUUAAGGAUACUGUUAGCCACAGACGUAAUGGCGUUAUUCGCAACCAACGUUUCAUGCGUCUACCUGCUAUCAUGGGUCAUUCUUCACGAGCAAUUCGUGGGCGUAAGGAUAGUUGCAGUGAUUCUUUGUAAUACCGGCAUCGCGCUCUUAGCCUAUAUGGACGGCAUAACUGGAAGUCCAACAUUGGGAGGUGUCGUUUUAGCUACAGCAGCGGCAGCUGGUUCUGCCGUUUAUAAAGUCCUCUUUAAGAAAGUAAUUGGAGAAACUACAUUCGGCCAAAUGUCUUUAUUUUUCUCUCUUAUUGGUUUGUGUAACGCGGCCUUGUUAUGGCCGAUUUGCCUGGCCCUGUAUUUUUCCGGAGUGGAAAUUAUACAUUGGGCAAGAUUGCCAUGGGCAGCGCUACUCUCCGCCAGCAUCCUCCAUUUAGUUGCGAAUAUGCUCGGCAAUUUCAGCAUCGCUCUCACUUACGACUUGUUCAUUACUCUUGGAUUAAUAACAGCUGUACCUGUGUCCGCUGCAUUGGACGUUAUUUUUUACGGGGCGUACUUCAUGGGCAUGAAAUUAGCAGGCAUGAUCUUCAUAGCGGUGGGUUUCUUCCUCGUGAUGUUUCCGGAUAAUUGGCCAGAUUAUAUAACGAGGCUCCUCCGUACCACGGGGGGCGGCCAGCAACGUGGCAGCAGAAAUAUCCUUAGGAGUCGCAGGGCGUCUCUUCAGCAACGUCAGCACCGCUUAAGGAGCUACGGCGUUUCUACUGCGCACGGAGACGGCCAGACGUUGUUGCCAAUCAGUAAUAACAACAACAACAACAACAACAACAACAAUAGCAGCAACAGCCAACCCAUCAUUCAUCGACACGUUAACAACCCCCAACAGUACAGCUCCGAAACCCAAUCACGUCGUGUCCUUCCCUUCACCUCGACCUCCAUCACCUCGACCUCGACCACCACCGUCGUCAGCAACAGCUAUUCGCAUGAUCCUCGUAAUCAACAGCAAGGUGGAGUCGGAGACACAGGCACGGCAUGUCAGAUGGAUCGUCGCGUGACGUGAUCGAUUAUCGGACGGGUUAUAUAAAAUCGCAUCUACGUUCGCCCUCAGGCAGGGUUCGGUGACUAAACACACCGAAAAUCAAAGCAAUAAUUAAGAAAUUAUGGCAAAGCUACGUAAGUUGCAUUGGCAGCGAUUGGCCAAAAUUAUCGUCCAAGUGUAAGCAUGAACUUGGCCACGAAAUAGAUUUAUUCUACCAGUACUUUUAAACAUUUUCUAAAUCCUUAGAGCUACUUUGAAGCAUUAUUAAUGAUGCAUCGUUCCAUCAACAUCAGUUAUUUUUAAUUAAUCUUUUACUCAGUCAAUCAAAUCUGUCGAGAACAGAUCUCUGCUGUAAAUUUUAUUGACAGAAAGAUUACAGAUUUGAUAUAAAAUUUAGCAUAUGAUACAGUUAAUAGAAUGUUGGCAAAAAUAUAACGACAAUUUAACAAGAUAUAAUGUUAGAUUUUAAUGUCCUUGCCAAUAUGAUUAAUGUCAAUUUGGUAACAAUUUCUGAUGGAAUUUGUUGUCAAUCUACCAGCAUACUGAGAACAGUUUGCUCACUGUUUCUCAUAUUAGUUCUGGCAACAAAUAACAAAAUUAAUUUAAAUUAAGUAAAUAAAAAUAAGUAAAGAAUUUAUUCUAAAUCGAAUACUUUUUAUGAUCGAAUACUUUCUCAAAUUUUUUUAUUUAUUAUUUAUUUAUAAAAAAAUAUUAAGCAUCUCAAGAUGCUUACAGUUGAAAUGCAAAGUUAUUGUAGUACAAUAAAGUUGUAAGGAAAAGUUAUUUAUCUCAAAUCUUAUAAAGAAUGAUUUAUAAAGAGCUCAUUAUUAAUCUUUUGCAGAAAUAUACUAACAAAAAUAGAAUAUAGCUGAUAUUUUUAUUUCAUUGUUAAUAUUUUCUACUCUUUUAUUACACCAAUGAUCAUCUCUUAAAAAGCUACAAUCAAGAUACUCUACUACUACAUAAUGAACCCAAAUACAUCGGAGAUAUCUUUGUGGUAUUAAUGAUAUUAAUGUACAUGUAGAUGUAUGUGUGAUAAUUGUAGCUCAAUUGAACAUGGGAAUAAUAGCUCCAUGGUUUAGUCAGGCGAUUAUAUAAAAUUUCUCUAUGUGUAUUCCAUUACAGAAAAGCAUAUGAGGAAGACAAGCAUUAAUAUAUUAAAAAAUAAAAGCGAUACAGAAUCGCUGAAAUAUCGAUAAGCUCAAUUUUCCAUGUUAAUAUAGUGUAUUGUCAGGAAUAAAUCAAAAAAGUUUAAAUUUAAUUUGUCGGUUUCAAUUCGUUUUUAAACAAACCGUGAAUAAUGCUAGAAAUAGUUUUUGGAUCAAGAUCUCCAUUUGAUCAUUCUAUACUAUUCACGAAUGUCAUAAAUAUCGAUAUAUUGUUAUUAAUGAAAAUUACAAACAAAUACAAAUAAUACAUAAAGACAAUCAGAAAUAGCAAAUUAGCUCUAAAGCCAUUUUUUCGUCUGUAAAGAUAUUGUUACUCGUAUAAUGGAUAAUUGUUUGUAGUAAACGUAUCGAAAAUAUAAUAAUUUACAAUGUC
Pogonomyrmex barbatus (red harvester ant) is the source of this 3963-nucleotide messenger RNA. RefSeq names its product solute carrier family 35 member F3. The record is from RefSeq and is a predicted model, not a curated record. NCBI's taxonomy places the organism in Eukaryota, Metazoa, Arthropoda, Insecta, Hymenoptera, Formicidae.